Molecule: messenger RNA, 2834 nt
Organism: Hevea brasiliensis (rubber tree)
Lineage: Eukaryota; Viridiplantae; Streptophyta; Magnoliopsida; Malpighiales; Euphorbiaceae
Product: putative receptor-like protein kinase At1g80870
Exons: 2
Coding region: 324-2477 (717 amino acids)
Biological process (GO): protein phosphorylation
Molecular function (GO): protein kinase activity; ATP binding
Source: RefSeq, a predicted model, not a curated record
CCCUUUUCUAAUCUUCAUUCAUUUUCUCAAUCAAUCACUCUCCCAAAAUCCUCAUCAACAUAUUAUAUGUCAAUUACAGUUCCAAGCUUAUAUAAACAACAUUAUCAAUUAUCCAACUCUAAAGCAACUACAACAGUGGAUACAGAUUGCAAGAACUGAGUGAGAAAUGAACCUUCAAAAAAAAUGAAAAAGGGAAAAGAAAGGAAGGAACGGAAAGGAUUAUCCCAUUAAUUUUUUUUUUUUUCACCAAAUUCUGGGGCCAAACCUGUAUACCCUUGAAACCCAGGAAGAGAGUAAGCUAAAGAUACUAUACCAACCAAACCAUGCCUUCAAGGCCUUUAGCUCCAAGUUAUUUUGACCAUCCUAGACCUGGUUUUAUCACUAAAACCAGAAUCUUGUUCUUGACACUUACAAUCUCUGCCUUUGUGUUGGUUAUCUUUACAAUUAUCUACUUUAUUUACUAUCUUUGGUAUUCUCUUGUAAAUCGUUCAAGAACCAUCCCUUUUGAUUCUGGUACGCCUCUAAAGCUCCAGAGUUUCUCUUACAAAGAGCUUAGGGUUGCCACUAAUGAUUUUGAUGACGAUAAUAUUAUUGGCAAAGGUGGUUCUGGUACCGUCUUUAGAGGCAUUGCAAGGGAUGGAAAGCUAUAUGCUAUCAAGAGGCUUGAUACUCCCUCUUUACAGUCAGAGAGAGAGUUCCAAAAUGAGUUGCAGAUUCUUGGUGGGUUAAGAUCACCUUUCUUGAUUACUUUAUUGGGCCACUGUUUUGAAAAGAAUAAGCGCUUGCUUAUCUAUGAGUAUAUGCCGAAUAAAAGUUUGCAAGAAUUGCUAUUUGGGGAUGGGCAUUUGGGCCUGAGUUGGAACAGAAGGUUUGGAAUUAUUCUUGAUGUUGCAAAAGCACUCGAGUUUUUGCACCUUGGAUGUGAUCCUCCAGUGAUUCAUGGCGAUAUUAAGCCUGGUAAUGUUUUGCUUGAUUUUGAUUUCAGAGCCAAGAUUUCGGAUUUUGGGUUAUCGAGAAUUAAGGUGGAGGGUGAGUUUGGAGUAGAUUUGUUUAGUCAAGACUUGGGAAAGAGUCAAGAGCUGUGGAAGAGUCAGGAGCUUUCAGGGAACUUGACCUCAGAAACUCCGGCAAUUGGUACUCCUGUGGAUAGUUGUCAAGAGGUAGAUUUUGCUCUUGCUUUACAAGCUUCUUCUUCCUCGAAAAUUAGUAGAACAUGUUAUAAUGUUAGAGCUUUGAAUGUGAAAUCAUUCAAUUAUAAUGCAAACAUCGUGAAUGAGAGUGAUGUUAAGGUAGGGAAUGGGAAGGGGAAGGAAGUUUCUUUUGUGGAUAUUGGUGGGGAUGAUUGGAAUUGUAAGUUUGUGCCUUAUGAUGAUGAGCCUUCUAGUAUUGAUCAUAGUAAAGAGUUGAAUUGUACUGGUUCUUCUGUUGCUGAUGAUUCCACUGGUAACAAACAAUGGGGAAAGGACUGGUGGUGGAGACAGGAUGGAAGUGGUGAAUUAUGUAGUAAAGAUUAUGUUAUGGAGUGGAUAGGAAGCCAGAUUUGCCCCUCGGCGAAUCCUGAUUGGGAUGAAGAGAAGAAAAGUACUCCAGAGGGAACAGAAUUGAAUUGUUCAGCCCCAAUGGAUAAAGUGGAAGAUGCCAGCGAACCUCAAUUACAGGAUUUGGGUUUUGAAAAUUGCAUUGAAGGAUUUGAGAAGAAAGAUUCAAGGGGCAGGAAGAAUCGUAGAAGGAAAAAUAGGAAGAUGCAAGAGUGGUGGAAAGAGGAGCACUUGAAUGAGAUUAGCAAGAAAGGUACUAAGCCCAAGAAUCUUGAAACCAAGUGGAAGAAAAGGCUUAAAACUCCACAUUUUCAUCUGGGUCGCCGGUUUCACUUCCAGAGACAAAAGAAAUCAGGGGAGCAGACCCUAAAGGAAUCUGAUCAAAAUGGGGAGUUUAGUUUCAGAAGGGGGUUGAAGAAAAAGAAUGUGCAUUCUACAGGAAGUGAUAUGUGGAGUGGUGAUCUUUUUAGUCGCGAGUUAAGCAGCACAACAAGCAUGCGGGGCACACUGUGUUACGUAGCACCAGAAUAUGGUGGGUGUGGGUACUUGAUGGAUAAGGCUGAUAUAUACAGUUUAGGAGUUCUGAUUCUUGUGAUCGUGUCCGGUAGAAGGCCAUUACAUGUUCUUGCUUCACCCAUGAAGCUUGAGAAAGCAAAUUUGAUAAGUUGGUGUAGGCACCUAGCUCAAGCUGGGAACAUCUUAGAACUUGUAGAUGAGAGAUUGAAGGAUGACUACAAUAAAGAACAGGCAAGCUUGUGUGUCAACUUGGCGUUGAGUUGCUUGCAGAAGAUGCCGGAAUUGAGACCAGAUAUUGGAGAGAUUGUAAAGAUUUUGAAAGGGGAUAUGGAUCUUCCGCCCCUGCCAUUCGAGUUUUCUCCCUCGCCGCCAUCUAAAUUAUUUAGUAGGUCGCGGAGAAGACAGAAAUCCAAUGCAGAGUAGCUAUGUUUGGUACAUAUUCUUCAUUUUUUUUUCUUCUUUUUGUCAUGUCGUAUGUAUUUGGGAUUUGGCUGAGCGCCUUACAGGAGAGAUGAUUGGAAGGUGUAAUCUGAUAAAAACAUGGGGAAUGAAGCUGACUUCAUUACAAUGAUAAGUAUUAGGACAUGCAAGCUAAACUGGGUAGAUGCUGGUUUGCCCAACAACAAACCACAGUUUCUGCUGCAACUCUUGAGUUUUUGUUGAGUUUCCAUGUCAAAUGAAACUUCACUUUACAUCCAUUGUGUAACGGCAGAACAAUACAUACAAAUGGCUAAGAUGUUGCUACAUCAAAAUAAAAAUCAGUAAUUCUGCUUUCUUCAA